GCCGAGGGAGAAGCACGCUGUGCCAUUUAGAGGGGAAUCUUGACAAGAAUUCCUGAAAAGAUCAACGUUUCUUUCCUCGGUCCCCGUGACAGCUGCUCGACGUCGUCUCACACGGCUCACGCUUAUCGACGUGGAUUUGCGCGAAGUCAUCACUUGGGCGCAAUGGAAACACGAAGCAAGAAGCGAAAGGUGCAGCGUGAAUUUUGAAGAAAUUCAGUCAAAGCGGCAAGAAGAGAGGAAGAAGAUGCUGCACGGCACUCUGCCGAGGGCCUUCCUGGCCCCGGGUCUCAGCUACAUGAGCUACUACAGCGACGAGAUUCAUCCUGCUUACACCGCGCCGCCGACCACGUGGCACAUCCCGAUGGAAGAUCCGUCCUCGCCGAUCUACUCGCGGAUCCCAUCGGCGGAGCAUCACGCGCCGUUGCAGCCCUGGGAGUCGUCAGGCUCCUCGACGCCGUGUCCGUUGGAUUUGUCUCUCAAGUCGUUGCCGACGCCGAAAACGGAGGAAAUGAUCGAGGUGGGUGAUGAGAAAGAUCUCAGAAUCCGCGAGGAGCUGCAGCCCCGACCCGAAAGUCGCAGAGACAGCGAGGACGAUCAGCAGCUGGUGGUGGACGAUCUCGACACCUUACGCAGCCCAUCGGCGCAGAGCCACCCGAGUCACUACGAACGACUCGUUCUCGGCAAAGAAUCACCUCGCUUCCACAACUCGAUCGUCGACAAGAUUCAUCAUCUGCCCGUGGAGGAGAGUACCCGGCUGCCGCCGUAUCCCGGAACCGAGCUCGCGUCGAAAUAUCAUCUGCACAAUCAGAAACUUCUCCUGACGAGCCCGACGCAUCUGCAGUCGAUGCAAAAUUAUCAACAAUUACUCUUAACGCCGCAGCAGCAUCUUCAGAGCGUGGACGCGCCUAUGACGCCACCCAGCACUCCGUCGCCGCCUCAGUGUCCCAGAAGGAGGAUUCGCGAGGAGGAUCUCAUUUCGUCGUCCUCGGGUUCCGCUUCGGGCGCCUCCGCGUCGACCCCAAAGCAGACCAGCAACGAAAAAGCCGCUGUCCCGAGGCCGAAGAAGAAACACGCCAGGCGACUUAAAUUCGACGAAGACACCAGUAGCCCGGUGUCGGGCACCGUGAUUCUUGGCCCGGACGAGGCGGUGGUGACCGGCGACAUCGAUCCAGCCUUCAACAUCGUCGAGGUCACGGAGGAGGCGCGCGCCGAACUGGCCAAAAUUGAAAAUCGGCUCGGGCCGUACCGGUGCAAGCUCUGCCGGCAGCUUCAUGAGGACGCUUUCCAAUUGGCACAGCAUCGAUGCUCCCGGAUCGCUCACGUGGAAUAUCGUUGCCCCGAGUGCGACAAGCGGUUCUCCUGCCCGGCCAAUCUAGCAUCCCAUCGACGCUGGCACAAGCCCCGGUUGCCCAACAACGACAGCUCCGCGUCCUCGGCGACAUCGUCGUCCACCUCAUCGACGUCGGGGACCAACGCCGAGAUUCCCUGCACCAGGUGCGACGCCAAAUUCACCAGGCAAGCCGCCCUGCGGAAGCACCUGGCCACUCAGCAUCCUGAAACCAACAACAACAUCAGCAGUAGCAGCAAUAACAAUAACACCACUGCCGAUGGUGAAAAAGCCAUCAGCAAACCAGACAUAGCCCAGGUGGUUCCGACUAAUCAGUUGACCAGCGAGAUGACCUGACACCAAUUUCCGGCGAGACCCCUGCCAAGACGACCCGGGCUCUACUGGAGAUUCGGCCUCGACUUGUAAGAGACGCGGGAUGAUGCUUCUUUCAACCGAUUGGAUUUCUUCAAUAAUUUUGAGGCUGUCGUAAAUGUGAGUGCACAAUCAAAACACUCUGCAUGUUUAUUGUAGUAUUAAGAAACAGAAAAUACGAAAAGAGGAAAAGAAAAAAAAUUAAA
This is a messenger RNA of Linepithema humile (Argentine ant), 1905 nucleotides long. The record is from RefSeq and is a predicted model, not a curated record. Lineage: Eukaryota; Metazoa; Arthropoda; Insecta; Hymenoptera; Formicidae.